AAUGCUGAGAAGGAAACCACUUCAAUUUCAGCUGGGGAAAAAUAAAAGGACCAGAGUGCUAGUUUUGAAGAUGAUGAGUUUACCCAAUAAUUCACUGAAUGAUACAACAAAAAGAAAAGAACUAGCGAUAAUAAAGACAUCCCUUUACUUGUUUGAUUUCAUCUUCAUUACUGCAGUUGGUUUGUUUAUAUUUAAGACAGUGCAGCAGAACUCUGAAAUGAAGAAAAAAGUUCAAUACUUUCUCUUGUGCCAUCAUCUUCUAUGUUGUUCUUUAUUCUCCUGUUUUGGUGUUGCGCACAAUACAAUACGAGCACUUGCUGUGGAAAGUCCCAAAAUUGUAUUCUGGAUAAUCUUUGGAGUUCAAGUAGCAAUUGGAGAAGGAGUACUAAUAACUUUGACUUUGAUGACACUUAACAGAUGCUUUGCUGUUUGCUGGCCUUUUAGAUACAUAUCCUUGGUGCAUACAGUGAAACACAAAGUCAUGAUUUGUGUUUGGAUAAUAACAAUGUUCAAAUCUAUGUGCUUGUUAUUGAUAGAAGGCAAAGACAAGUCUCCAGAAGAUAUGUUUGAAGUGGUACCUUCUUGCUCAAUUGUCUUGGAUGGUCUUUUUGCCAGAACAAUGGGAAUUAUUUUAAUUUUAUUUCUUGGGGCCAUCAUCAUAAUUAGCUACUGCCUCCUAUGUAGAGAAGGAAAACAUGCUGGUCAUUUCAAUAGCUCAAAUAACAAGGCCAGAAAAACUAUAAUUAUUCAUGGAUUGCAUUUGAGUUUGCUUCUAUUUCCACCUUUGAUAAUAAUCGCUGUUAAAAGACCCUCUGAAAAUUUUAUUUUAAAUUUAACAGCUUUUGUUGUUUUCUCAUUUGCCCAGUGCUUUAGCCCUGUGGUUUAUGGUCUGCGAAACAAAGAACUGCAAACCAAGCUAUUCAACAGGCAAAGAAUUAGUUUAUGUACUGGCCGCAUGAUAAAUGGUAGAGACAUACAGCAGCCUCAGUUGAAUGACUGA
This is a messenger RNA of Gopherus flavomarginatus (Mexican gopher tortoise), 1000 nucleotides long. RefSeq names its product olfactory receptor 1493-like. NCBI's taxonomy places the organism in Eukaryota, Metazoa, Chordata, Testudines, Testudinidae. Gene Ontology annotation, cellular component: membrane. Bases 2 to 1000 code for a protein of 332 amino acids. The record is from RefSeq and is a predicted model, not a curated record. The transcript is spliced from 2 exons.